Messenger RNA from Talaromyces rugulosus, 894 nucleotides. RefSeq lists its product as uncharacterized. The record is from RefSeq and is a predicted model, not a curated record. Gene Ontology annotation, cellular component: nucleus. Bases 1 to 894 code for a protein of 297 amino acids. Gene Ontology annotation, molecular function: RNA polymerase II transcription regulatory region sequence-specific DNA binding; zinc ion binding. Gene Ontology annotation, biological process: regulation of mRNA 3'-end processing; transcription antitermination; transcription elongation by RNA polymerase II. The transcript has a single exon. NCBI's taxonomy places the organism in Eukaryota, Fungi, Ascomycota, Eurotiomycetes, Eurotiales, Trichocomaceae.
AUGGACGCCAAAGAAAUCGAGCUCAAAACGAAGGCGCUGACCAAAGCGGCCACGUCAAACGAGCCGCCAGCGAAUCUGAUCACCCUAUUGAAGAGCCUUCAAAAGGGCGUGCGGCCAACCGAAGACCUUCUCCGCUCGACUCGUAUCGGUAUCGUGGUAAACAAACUCAAGCAACACAAAUCGCCGGACGUUGCCCGGCUCUCGUCUGAGAUCGUCUCCAAAUGGCGAAGCGAAGUUAAACAAAAGUCAAACGGGUCUCCAAACCCGCAUCGUUCGAGCACACCCAAUACUGGCGCUGGAUCGCCUGCCUCGGUGAGCACACCGGGUGACAGGGCAUCUAAGUCUUCUGUCCCGCCGGAGAAGCGGACUUGGAAAGCCGACGGUGUCGACAUUGGUAUUACAUCAAACAAGGUCCGAGACAGCUGUCUUGGGCUCAUGUACGAUGGCCUUUGUUUUAUGAGCAUCGAGACGCCCAAAGCUGUACUUGUCAAAGCAACUGCCGUCGAAGCGGCUGCAUUCACCGCAUUUGGCCCGGAGAGGAACGAGCAGUACAAGACCAAAAUCCGCAGCCUUUUCCAGAAUUUGAAGAACAAGUCAAACCCACAGCUUCGGCAGCGCGUGCUCUCCAAUGAAGUCACGCCGGAGAAGUUCGUCCAAAUGACCCACGACGAACUCAAGUCCGACGAGCGCCGAGAAGCAGACAAGAAGAUCCAAAAGGAGAACAUGGACAAGGCAAUGGUUGCCAAGGCAGAACGGAGUGUUAGUGCCAUUUUGCAGUGUGGAAAAUGUGGUCAACGCAAGGUCAGUUAUACCGAAGCGCAGACUCGCAGUGCCGAUGAACCGAUGACUCUGUUCUGUACGUGCAUGAACUGUGGAAAGACAUGGAAGCAGUAA